This is a messenger RNA of Magallana angulata, 2532 nucleotides long. RefSeq names its product piggyBac transposable element-derived protein 4-like. NCBI's taxonomy places the organism in Eukaryota, Metazoa, Mollusca, Bivalvia, Ostreida, Ostreidae. The transcript is spliced from 5 exons. The coding region runs from base 521 to 1570 and encodes 349 amino acids. The record is from RefSeq and is a predicted model, not a curated record.
AAAAAAAAACCCAGAUGAAAUGUAAACUGGAUCAUUUUAUCUUCAAGUUGUUUGAAAGUAAUAUAAAUUGUAUUUGAUUUUGAUUUUCAUAGCUUACUUCUAUUCACAUACCAUUUUACUUAGAAAAUAACAUGAACAACCAGAUGUAAAUGACAUGUCCUAAGUCACAAUCAGUGGUUCAGUAUUAGUAGAGUCUUGGCAUGUCCAGUUUUGGAUCAUGGUUUAGAGUUUUGACUGAAACCGAAAUAUCAAAACUAGAAUACAAAACUACUAACUCAGUGAACAAGUAUAUUACAUGUAUACACAGAUGCAGAAAUUCUGUUUGCCAGGGAAGGGGUGGGUGGGUUCCAAGAUCUAUUUUUAGUUACGGUACUUUACUAUGUGAACUAUAUAACUUUGAAUUUUUCAAAGGGGGUGUGGGCUUGCAGUUGAAAUCCUCCACCACCCCCCUCCCCAAAUACAUUUUAGAAUACAUGUUUUAUUACAUUUCAGACUUCAUAAAAUCCGACCACUUAUCGACAUGACAAGAGGAAAUUUCCAGAAGUUUUACAAACCAGGGAAGUGUCAGAGUAUAGAUGAAGGAAUGAUAAGGUACAAGGGACACCAUUAUGCACAGCAGUACACGCCAGGAAAACCAAUAAAGCGCGGUCUAAAGAUAUGGAUGAGAUGUGACCCAAGUGGCUACACCAAUGAUUACAGAGUGUAUCUUGGUAAACAUGAUUCAAUGUGUGGCCCAUCACUAGGGGAACGAGUCGUCAAACAUUUAUGCAAGCCACUGAAGUGGAAAGGUCAUCAUGUGUUCUUCGAUAGAUAUUUCACUUCUAUUCCUCUUCUCCAAACUCUUGAAUCCUACGGUGUAUAUGGUUGCGGGACUAUAAUGGCAAACAGGAAAGGGUUUCCCUCACAACUGAAGAACCCACACCUUCCUGAGAGAGGAGAUGCUGAACAGAUGCAACAUAAUAACCUUGUUGCCACCGUAUGGAAUGAUGCUAAACCUGUUCACAUUGCAUCUACAACAUCUGACCCUCUCGGAGAUGGCCCAGCUCAAAGAAGGGUUCGGGGUGGUGGUGUUAUCAUCAUUCAGCGCCCGCCUGCAGUUGAGCACUACCAACAGCACUACUAUGGUGUAGACAGAACACAGCAAUACAGAUCCAAGUGUCCAGUUGGCCGUCCAUCCAAAAAGUUUUGGAAGUAUCUGGUCAACUAUAUUUUUGAAAUUUCUCUGAUCAACACAUUCCUUCUUUGGUUUGAAACCCCAGGAACAAGAAAACCAACAAAACAUUUCUCUAUGGUUGACUGCAACUUGUCUAUCGCAGAGAAACUUAUUGGUGAUUUCUCUAGCAGAAAGCGGGCACCUUCAUGUGGAAGGGGAGUUGCAGGUAUAAGUGUUGCUAACAUCAACCGGCACAUCAGCACAAAGUUGACAAGACCGCGAGGAAGAUGCAAACAGUGCAAGAAGAAUGGCAGAAGAAGUGACACAUUUUUUGGUUGUAGCAUUUGUAAUGUACAUCUGUGUAGAGGAGCUUGUUUUCAGGCCUAUCACACUUAUCAUCACUUGCUUAUGGAAUAGGUUUAUAUAUCAUGUAAUGUCUGUUUAUAAUUGCAUGUUUUGUUCAAAUAAUAUGUGUCUACUUUAUUUGGUGGCUCCAAGCACUUAUCUAAUCCACUCAAAUGGUUUGCAUUUUUUCAAAGGUGAUUUUGUCGUGUACCAUGUAUUUUUAAAACCUAAAUCUAAAAAAUAAUCUAAAUAUGUUAUUGAAAAGAAAUAAACUAUUCAUCACUGUGUGUUGGUAACUGUUGCCAUGACAACCAUUUUUAAUUUAUGUACAUGUAUUUAAUAUUUCUAUUGUAUACUAAAGCUGAAUUCUUUAUUCAUUGAUUUUCUUGAAAAAUUGAUAAAGCUUCUUGGUUUCUUUCCAUAUGAAUUUUGUUAUAUUCAUAAUGAAAUAAUUUUAUUGAUAAGCUUGUGGUCUUGUUGCUAUGGUAACUAUUGUUUCUGCGUUUUCAAGGAUGUAUUAUUAGAAGAAAAAAAUAUAUCGUCGGUAACAUUAUAAACCACAGUGUAGACUGUUAUUGCCUUUUUUGGGUCACUAAAGACACACUUUGAAACUUUAUUACAAUUGUUUGUUGUUACUUUUUUUUUGAUCAGAAAAUGCCAAAUGUUGCGCAAAGCAACAUCAAAAAAGUUGUUUCAAAUUGUUUUGAUUAGAACUCCAGCUGUUCAAUAAUACUUUACAAUGUAUUUUUAUGUAGAAUAUUCUGUAUAUUACUUUAUCGUUCAAUAUGGUAUCAAAAUAUUCCACUAUUCAAUGAAAAAUUUAUGAAAAAAUAUUAUUUUAUGAUUUAAGCCCAAAACGUUGCCAUGGCAACCGCAUAUUUGACUUUUUUUAAUCAAAUUUAAAAUCUGCAAAAAAAUGUGUUUCAUUCCAUAUAAGGUUGUUUGAGUAAAAAAAUAACCAGUAUUAAGUUAAAUUCAAUUUGUUAUUAUAUAACUUGAUUUUGGUAAAUUGUGAAAAGUUCUGGGGGUUAAAG